GAAAGGAUCAAACUUUUGACUGUAAUGGUCUAUUCAAACAGAAAGCUGGUGGAUAUUUUUAAUGUUAUGGCGUAGGAUUAGUUUGGGAAGGAGAGGUGACUUGUGAAGGGCGGAGAGGCCAGUGUGGAAAUGGAAGAAGACUUGAAGGAUCCCCUCCAGCUGGUCAAGGAGUUGGUCCUGCUGAUUGUGGAGGCCAGGACCCCAGACCUGUCCAUCAAAGGGAGGGUGGAGGGCCCACACUGUCCCGUCAUUAGAGGACGUCCCGCACACAAGUGUAACGCAGAAAAGUUUGAGUGCUUGCGAGCCAGUGAGUUCUGUUACCUAGCAACCAGACUCUGGCAGAACAACAUCCCCAUCUGCCUGGACAUCCUCCUGUUCCCAGACUGCCCACACGGCAGGCAGGAGGCUCUGGUCAUAGAUGGCGCCGUGACCAGGUCCAGUACAGAGAGCUCCCUACUGGUGGAGAAGUGGAUCAUUGAUGGCUCGAAAAGACGGCAAGAUGAAGGCCUGUCGUCCAAUAUGCUGCUACAGGCUGUCAGGUCCUACCUGCAUUUCUCACAGAUCAGCUCCUGGCUCUACUCCAUUGGUGGCAAGUUGCCUGGUACCUUAGCCUACAGGGUGUAUGCACCAGGUGAAGACGCCAGCCUUGAAUUCCCCCAGCCACCAGACCUGCACAAAUUCCCCAUAUGCCACGCCCACCACAACGCCAUCACUGUCAGUGUCACAUCCUUGAGACGUCAGCAGAACGUACCCCAGAUUGUCUGCGGGAUAGAAGACCCAGCCCCCAGCCCCACCCAGGCUUGGGGCCCUGAAGACAUGGGAGACCCCCACUCCAAGGGAGGCUGGACACACAACGGCACCCAAGCUUCAAGCGUCACGCCUAAAGGAGGAAAAGUAAAAAUGAAAUCAGUCGCUUCAGGAGACAGCACUGCUCUGCCUUCAAAAAAAAGUCCCGAAUCUUUCAAAAAUCUGGAUAAGAAAAAUAUUUCUAAAACCUGCAGUGGGGAUGUGUCUAAAGGAAGUUUGUUGCUUCAAGCUAGAACUAAUGUCACAGGUUCCUUCAUGUCUUUAGGGCAGCAGCCCAGGAAAGAUAAGCCAAGGAGCCAGCAGGCGGCAUCUGGCGCCAGUGUGGCUGGGAAGUUCUCCAGUCUGGGUGCCGGGGACGGAGGCGACUGCUGGCACUUGACCAGCAUGAGAGAGUUUGUCAGGAAAUCUUUUGGUCAGUCUGUCGAAGCGGCGCCGGAGAGUCCACGCUGGGCGGACGCUUCCGGACAGGAAGUGGUGUGUGGGCACGAGUGUGUGGGGUCGGACAGGUCAGUCCAGUGUGGGGGAUCACCCCAGGCCAGGCAGCAGUUCGGUGAUAAAGUUGAUCUGAAUAAAAAGUUUGCGGCAAGCUUGAAGAACGAGGAAGUGGGUUUUAAUCUGGAUGGCAACAGGCGAAAGGGGGCUAGGGUUAAGAAAAAGGAUGGGGACAAAGACCUGCGGAUUGAGCAGAGGAAGCAGAGUAGAUCAUAUGACGACGGACAUGUCACGAAAGAAAGUGCUGUAUGUUUAGCGUGUGAAGCAGGGCAGAAGAGUCCUGAUGAUUCUCAAGCUUUCAUUCACAAAAAGAAAAAAGAGCUCUACAAAUUGCGGGAUAACUCUGAGAGAGCUAUGUUUCUGCCAUACAGUUCUGGGAAAGACAAGAGCUCAUGGCGCAGCAGACAAAGUGCCGGGAAUAUUUCCUCUGUCUACAACUGCCAUGAAGACAAUGGGUUUUUGCAUACCAAGAAAGGCAGACCUGGUCAUUUCAGGUCUAAGACAGAACCACAGACUUGCUAUAAUUUCUUGAAGAAGACUCCGAGCGACGGCUCUGACAAACAGAAAAAGCUGACCAUCUCACAGAGAGAAGCAAACGAAGAAGAAUUUAUCCGGAAACUUUCCGACCGCCUGUCUCUUGUUAACCUGUCGCCUGAGGAUCCGUGGCACCCUCGGACAGCCAAACAGCAGCACGUCCAGGAGCUGCUGGACUGUUCGGCUGUGUUGAGGAGUUCCAAAGACAGAAACCAGUGGUCAGUCCCGAAGAAAAUUCCCCAAACAAAACCCGGUGCCGGUAGAUUAAGUUCUAGCUCAGCCCUGGACAUGAACCCAGGAUACAAGACACCCCCUGCUGGGUCAUCUGUUCUGUCAGAGCUGUCCAUCUGUGUGACGUCGGAUUUGGCAGAGGAUUCUGACACGACGCCAGUGCCGUCACCCAAUGAGACGCCGCGCUCAAAGUCUGUCAGUGAGAGCCUGGUGAAGUCUGUGGCGGAGAAGACUGUCAGACAGAACUGGCACGACUACCAGCAGUCGCUCGCAGACAACCAACCCUCUCUAUACCUCUCUGACCAGGCUUCGAGAAGCCACGCCAACCAUGACGCCAACCAAACAACACAGACGACUUACAGACAAGAAACAUCUUGCCAACCUUCUUCCAGUCCAACUUUUCAUGGACAAGCAUUUCACCCAUCCCAACACAUCCCCAGCACAUCCUAUCAUAACACAUUUCAAGACAAGCAUCCCACAGACUUCUUUGACCAUCAGGACUACAACAAACAUUCACUCUUCAAAUCUAGCUUCACCCAGACAUCCAAUCACACAGAUCCUGAAGAUUUUGAGCCGUAUCUUUCUAAUCCAAGUUUUGAUCCCACCCCACACAGCACCACCUCCGGCGUCAAACAAACCUCCAGAAAAAUAUUUGAGGAGAAUCUGCUUCCCUUGGUCUCCUACGAUGCAGACAGCGACUCGUUUCAAAAAGUGGAGCAGAAUUCAAACAAGAACAUUCUCCACAGCCCUAAAGUUCUGUUCUCCUGUGACGUACCCAGCAGGAGUUCUGUCCCAUCUGGCAAGUGUAUUGAUUUCACUGAAACCUUGGAGUCGGAUUUUUUUAAGUCUAGAAUCUGUGACGUGGUCAGUCCGGAAGCGAUCGGCAGCUACUUGUCAAAUUUGUCAGCGUUGACAGUAGACGUUGAUGUGGUUGAUGAUGUGACGGACACGGAAAUUGUAAAAAAUGGCGCUCAAGCUUCAGACGGCUUUGACAAUGAUCAGGUGAUUAAAGCCAGCAACAGAACUCAUACGAAUGGAGAAAUUAAAAACUAUGACCAUGACUCCAAUCAUGAUAUAAAUAAAGAAACUAAAAACUAUGAUCAUGACUCAAAUCAUGAUGAUAGAUUUAGCAAAGUUUAUAAAGAACAUAGAAAACACGGGACUGGUGAACAUGAUGUGAAGGCUCGGCGACAGCUGAGUUAUUGCCCCUUCUUUGAUGAGAGUUCACCCCCUUUCUUUGACCAGUACCAAAAGUUCAAAUCACCAGACGGCAGUGACCAAACAGUAAAUGGAACCGACAUUCAUCAGUCCGAAACAGCCACACCAUCCCCAACGAUUUCAUCCUUAUCUUCUUCAUCGUCAUCAUCCUCUUCGUCAUCCAAUUCAUCUUUUCAUGCUGCACCUCAUUUGAACUGCUCCAUGCAGAAUGAGAAUUCUAAGAAAUACCAGACACUGAAUGAAACUGAAAUGAACAACAGACACAUAGCUAAAAGUAAAUCUCCACAAACAAAACAUCUGCAUCUUCAAAUCUCUUCCUUGGAGACCAGUGGUCUAGACCGAACCAGGGAAUCUCUUCACACGACUGUUCAAGAUACUCUAGCCACUCCAAGUGAAGCACUCACCAUUCCCCCACCACCCUCAACUUCGUCCAUUGCAAACAACAAAACGUGCCAUAAUCCCACUAGUCUUUCACUGGCUGGCCAAGUGCAGCCUUUAACUCAGGACAAAAUCAAACCUCAAGAAAUAUCUUACUCUGACCUUGACACCGCUACCUUGUGUGUGAGUAACAUUGAAGCACCUGCACCUCAUGACACCUACAUCAGCACAGACGAAAGUGCCGAGACUGUUCCAGAAUCUUCGCAGCUACCCGCUAUCAAACCAGACGUGUCUGAUACAGUGUUGUCUGAACCAGGAACAUCACCAUACCAUGAGCUCCUUUCACAAGCUGGUACAUCUUCAAAGGCAGCAUCCAACUGUGCAGUACUGACGCACGUCGUAUCACUGACACAGCAUGUCUCUUUGACAGCUUCACAGCCAGAUACAUCACCACCAUCAUUGACAGGACGCUUGUCAGAUCCACCAUCACUGGCAGGAUGCCUGCCAGAUCCACAGUUCCAAUCUAGUCUUUCAAAUAUCUGUGAUAACCAGGACAGAUCUUCCCCUGGUACCAAAACUCUUCCAUCUACUGACUCAAACAGUGACUCAACCCCAGAAACUGGUGUCUACACGGAUGAUGUAGCUGCAGCACUUCAUACCAGCUAUGUUACCACCACCUUGACCACAGCAAGCCUCUCUGGGGUUCCAGAAACCCAAGUCAGGUCAAAGGUCACCAUCUCAGACAAAGGUCACCCCCUGCCCAAACGUCCCAGCUCGUUAACUAAUGGCUACAAUUUAAACGACUGCUCUGACGCAAGCCCAUCCGGCCUUAACUCCAGCCUUGAUGGUGCAGACAUAACUAAUGAAAAAACACUGACCUUCACCUUGAGAGAUGGACUUGACCAGUGUCCCAGUGAAAUUGCCCCUGUGAUAAAAAUAACUGAAUCUCAGACCAAAUCCCCUGACCUGACUUCCUUUGCUCCGACCACAAAUCCUGACCUGACUUCCUUUACCCACAAUGCAAUAACCGAACAGACCGAUUUGAAGACAGAACCAAUCUUAGUGCCUUCUGAGCAGAAAACUGGUCCACUAUUGCUCAUACCUGACCAGCUGACCACCACAGAUCCCAAGGGUCAGUUAAACGCCUGCGACGGCUCAACCAAGGGUCAGUUAAACGCCUGCGACGGCUCAAGCAAGAGUCAGUUAAACGCAUGUGACGGCUCAACUCUCCAGCAUGGGAGGAGCCUGCAGAAUGAAAGCCUGAUCAGCAUGGUCAGCGAUGAUGAAACUUUUAACGACAACGAAGACGACCUUGCAGACCACGACGUGGUCUUCUAUUUGUCCGAGUCCAAAGAGAACAACGCGCAGGUCCACCCAGCGUUGUCCCAGUCAUCCAUGCUGUUAUCUGUACUCAGCUCACACCCACAGUCACUCAACCCGCCCAGGUCGACCAGCCUCUCUCUGGAAUACGACCUUGAGAUAAGGUCACGGACAACUCUGGGGACCUUCAGGGCUAAGGGCAAGAAUGUGGCCGAGCCCUUGUCUGGGUCGCCCCCACUGCAUGGCGACCCCCCGGGGUGGAGCUCAGUCCCACCCCACCGCACUGUAUCAACCCCCAGCUGUAUGGAUAGAGAGUCCCAAGUUCAGAGGUCACCAUCAAAGACAUCUGUGAUUACUACACCUAACUGUGAUAUGGCCAGUCAGCUUGGCUUACGUAAGUUGGCGGCCAGAAGUGCCUCCAUGAUCUUUAACAGCCGCACUGGUCUGCCAACCCAGUCUAGUCCAGCGCCACUGAAAAGAAAACCAGGAGGAAGCUUUGACUAUGACUCCAGUCUUAUCAACACCAGAGCUUUGAAAAGUGCAUUUUCAUGUUCGAAACUGUUGAUGAACUCUUCAGAAAAGAAGGAUGAAAAUGAGGAGGACAAGAAAAGAACACUAAGCACCAGUGCUCCGGCUUCAACCAACUGUUUGCUGGGGAACUUUGAGGAAUCUAUACUGAAUGGACGUAUCGACCCUGUGGGUACAGUCGAGGGAUUCACUGCGGAGAUUGGUGCCAGCGGUACCUUCUGUCCUAAACACCUGCAUCUACCUGUGUCAGCUUUUUUCUUCGCUCUCUCAGAGGACAACGCCCCCUCCCCCUAUUUGGGUCACAUAAACCUUGAAGCUGUCAGUAAAAAAGGUUAUCACAUCCCCAAGAAAGGAACUCUACAAGUGACCCUGUUCAACCCCAACAAAACUGUCGUCAAGAUGUUUGUCGUCAUGUACGACCUGUCAGACAUGCCAGCGUCGUCACAAACAUUCAUCCGGCAGCGCACGGUCUACAGCCCGACAGACGAGAACUCCAGCGCCCCCUCCUUCCUGCGGUACCUCAUUCAUCUCAGGUGUGCCAGCAGCAGAUCAGGUAAAGUCUACCUGCACACAGACAUCAGGCUGAUAUUUGCCAGGCAUAAGCUGGACAUUGAUGCCAAAAGUGUUCCGUACGAACUGAAAUCCUACACUGAGGGACCUCGCAAUCCGAAAUAUUCACCUAAAAAAUAAUAGUUUAAGUCUGUUUGCAGAGUUUGUGUGAUAGUUUCAGCUAAAUCAGCUGAGUUUGUGUCUUAAGCCUGGUGUGUGUAAAGGCAUUGCGAUUGUUUCAAAUUGAAUGUGGUAAAGACAUAUGAAAUACAUGAAUUGUUUGGAUAAAUUUAUUGACAUAAUAAGUGUUAUAGGUAUUUUAAGUGUGAAACUUUAUAUUAAAUUUGUCAAAGUGAAUGUUGACUUGGGAAUGUGGAAUAAAUAUAGAUACAGAAUAUGUACUAAGAAAUGUGAAAUGAAUGUAUGGAACUGUGGAAUAUGUACAAGGAAAUAUGGAAUAAAUAUAAAAAUGUGAAAUGUGUACAAGGAAAUGUGGAGUGUAAAAAGAAAUUUGGGUCAAAUGUGUACAAGUAAAUGUGGAAUAAAUAUAAAAAUGUGUACAUGCAAUCUGGAAUGUGUACAGGGAAAUGUGGGUGAAAAAUGUGUACAAGGAAAUGUGGAAUGUUUAUAAGGAAAUAUGGAAUAAAUAUAAAAAUGUGUACAAGAAAAUGUGGAAUGAAAGCACAGUCAUGUCCGUUUAUAGUGACUAUGCCACUAAGAUUGUUACAGUUAUUUUAAUUUUUUUUUCAAAUUAUUUUAAACUGUAGAAAUAUUUAUUAAAGCAAUACCCAACUUUAAAAAAUGUAUAUUAAUUUAUAAAUCAGAAAACAUGUUUAUAAUCAACUUAACGAAUGGUUUUGUAUUUUGAUUUUGCUGUGUCUAGCGUCCAGUUUAAUACUUGACCCACACAAACAUCAGUUGGUGAUCAGCCACACAUUAAAAAAGAAAUUAGGACAGGUAAAGACUAGGUUUAUAGUUAGGAUUAGUUUAAACAGUUCUUCUAAGAAGUAUCAUGAAAUAUUAGAUAUGCCUUAUCUAUAAGACACAAUAUCUGAUAGGUAGCAAUUGUUACCCUUACCAUUAUGUCUGGGGUAUAAAUUGUGGUAUAAACAAAAUUAAAAUAAUUAUCAUUGGUUGUUUUUUUUUUUAAUGAACAAACACUUUGAAUAAGAUUGGAUAGUUAGAAUAGCAAAUAUUGUAUUUACCAAGCAUUUUGGAACAUUUUCAAGAAUUCAUUUGAUUUUUUUUUU
Messenger RNA from Physella acuta, 7307 nucleotides. RefSeq lists its product as uncharacterized. NCBI's taxonomy places the organism in Eukaryota, Metazoa, Mollusca, Gastropoda, Physidae. The record is from RefSeq and is a predicted model, not a curated record.